AAGCUCUGGGCUCUGGGGCAGCACAUGUCUCCAGAGGGAACUACGGCUCCCUUUCCUCCAGAUUUUGAUGCCCCUCCCUGAGACCUUUUUCUGCAUUCUCUCUCCUUCCCAAUGCCCUCCUCUUCCUCAGUCUAUCUCUUCUUCUCGUACAGACUUCCAAGAGCCAAUCACUUUUCGAAGCAUCAUGACAGCAUCCUUUUACAACCAUUCCUGGACACAAAAUCUGGGUUCUGCUUGGCUGGAUGGGCUGCAGACUCAUGGCUGGGACAGCAAGAAAGGCAUUUUCAUGUACAAGCGGCCUUGGUCCAAGGGCAACUUCAGCGAGAAGGAGCUGAGGGAAGAGGAAAGGACAUUACAGACAUUCUCCAUUAUUUUUCCUUUGAUAUUUCAGAACCAUGUUCAUCAAUGGCAACUUGAAUUGAGGCCAGAGGCCUGGCUGUCCACUGGCCCCAGUCCGGGGCCUGGCCGUCUGCUCCUCGUGUGCCACGUCUCUGGCUUCUACCCAAAGCCAGUGUGGGUGACGUGGAUGCGGGGUGAGCAGGAGCACCAGGGCACCCGACGAGGCGAGGUCUUGCCCCAUGCUGACGGGACAUGGUAUCUUCAGACGUCCUUGGAUGUGGAAGCCAGAGAGGCAGCUGACCUGUCUUGCCGAGUGAGACACAGCAGUCUAGAAGGCCAGGAUAUGGUCUUCUACUGGGGUGAGAAAGGGCGGGGUCCCCUCUGGGAAAGACAGUGGCAGGUCCUCAGAGCCGGAGAGCCUGAAGAGAAACUUGGGAUUCUAGGAUUCCAGACUAAAAAGUACAUAUAUUUAGUAACCCAGGAAGUGGUCUUGCGCUCUGGCUCUGGAAGCGCCGGAAAUCACACAAGACACCUCAGCGUACUGGCCUCCCUUUGGAGUGAGAUCCCGGCAGCCCAGGACCAGGACGUCCCUAAACCCAGCUCAGUGGUGAUGGACCGGCAAGUCUCUAUGUGA
Messenger RNA from Panthera uncia (snow leopard), 973 nucleotides. Its product is annotated as T-cell surface glycoprotein CD1a-like. The record is from RefSeq and is a predicted model, not a curated record. The coding region runs from base 68 to 973 and encodes 301 amino acids. Lineage: Eukaryota; Metazoa; Chordata; Mammalia; Carnivora; Felidae. Gene Ontology annotation, cellular component: external side of plasma membrane. Gene Ontology annotation, biological process: antigen processing and presentation, endogenous lipid antigen via MHC class Ib; immune response; positive regulation of T cell mediated cytotoxicity. Gene Ontology annotation, molecular function: endogenous lipid antigen binding; exogenous lipid antigen binding; lipopeptide binding. The transcript is spliced from 4 exons.